CUUUUCACAUGCUCAGUUUGGUGUGUAUUGCUAGAGGUUUCUUUCUAUCUUGGGAGACUGCAUUUCCAUGUUCUGUGUACUGUGGGAGACCAGAUAUAGUGAAUGCAGGGUCUGGGGAGACCGGAUAUAGUGAAUGCAGGGUCCUGGGAGACCAGAUAUAGUGAAUGCAGGGUCCGGGAGAGCGGAUAUAGUGAAUGCAGGGUCCGGGGAGACCAGAUAUAGUGAAUGCAGGGUCUGGGGAGACCAGAUAUAGUGAAUGCAGGGUCCGGGGAGACCAGAUAUAGUGAAUGCAGGGUCUGGGGAGACCA
Messenger RNA from Staurois parvus, 308 nucleotides. The record is from the annotation of a GenBank genome assembly. NCBI's taxonomy places the organism in Eukaryota, Metazoa, Chordata, Amphibia, Anura, Ranidae.